AUGUCGCGAGGGCCUUUCGUUUGCGGAGCACUGUUGCUCGCAUGGCUGGGCACUGCCACUGGGGAGCAAGACCCACUGGGCUCCUGCGAGAUGUUGGCCGACAACUGGGAAUGCUCGGACGCCGGCAGUGAAGCGCAGCUUGCGGAGGUCAGACUUUUGCAGACGAGUCUCCAGUUGGAGAAGGUAAAUCGAAGCCCCGGGGCCUCGGCAAAGCCGCUCGAGGAGGAAAUCUCUCAGCUCCUCCAUCCACACAACAAGUCCAACAGCACCCAGCAUGCAUUACAGCGUCCCUCCAUCGCCGUCCUUCUCUCUGAACAAAUGUUCACCACGGCUUGGACGGUCGGAAGCAGCCUUUUGUCGUCGGAGAGAUCGGAGGAUGCAGGGAUCCGCCAGAUUCGCCAGUGGCUAGAGACUCCGCCGUCGAAGGAAGUCGGUCGCGUCAUCGGGAUUUCGGCCUCGAUCCUGCUUCUGCUCUUCUGCUACUGGAUCACGACCCUCAAGGAAGUGCCGCCCAUGCUCCGAGAGAAAGGCGACGAGGAGGUCAAGGACAGAUGGUUUCAGGAUCUGCCUCCGAUAUCCCCGGAGGAGCUCAAAAAGCAUUCUCACCAGCUCUGGCUCUUCUUCCUGUCGGGGCUCUUGCUCUUGCUCUUGCUUUUGCUCUUGUUCCUGUUUGCAGCCAGCCACCCCGGCGGCGUGGACUUGCUUCUCCAGCACGGAGGUGGUGAUGCCUCAGAACCCUUCCACGACGUGGGGCACUCCGGCUUUGCGGUGGACCAGUUGAAGAAGCAUGCCGUUGGCAUGCUCGCAUUGCCCCAGUCCCCGCAGGCGGGGGCAGGCAAGGGAGCUAUUGCCGUGGAAAGGGACUCGGUGACGAGUCGCAUUUUCACGAAGGAGGAUCCUUAUAACGUGCACAAGGUGCUGGGCUUCACCGUCCUCUCCCUGUAUCUCUAUAGGAUCUUCGUUUGGAUCUGCCAACUACAAGGGCCGGACUCCGACUGGGCCGGCUUUCGGCCAGACCUCUGGGCUUUGGCCAGCGUCCUCACCGUGGAAGGGCUGCAGCUUUCCUCCUUCAUCUUCCACGUGCCUAAGAACCGGCCACUCUCCGGGCCGAUGAUUUGGCAGGAAUGGCGUGCUCACAACCUGAUCUUCGUUAGCCGCCUCGUCUUCGUGUUCUUGUGCGCAUGGACCAUCAACCGCUACAACGCAAUGGCAGGUUGGCCACUGUGGGCGAUGAUGACACUGUGCCAGCUCUCCGUCUUCGCUCAGAUGAGGCUCGCCGACCUGGCGACGGCCUGGCUCCGGGAUGACACCCACGAGACCUUGGUGUCAACGAUGCCCUACUGGGAGCAUUGCCC
Messenger RNA from Symbiodinium necroappetens, 1355 nucleotides. The record is from the annotation of a GenBank genome assembly. NCBI's taxonomy places the organism in Eukaryota, Dinophyceae, Suessiales, Symbiodiniaceae.